Messenger RNA from Rhodotorula graminis WP1, 2048 nucleotides. RefSeq lists its product as uncharacterized. NCBI's taxonomy places the organism in Eukaryota, Fungi, Basidiomycota, Microbotryomycetes, Sporidiobolales, Sporidiobolaceae. The record is from RefSeq and is a predicted model, not a curated record. The transcript is spliced from 11 exons. Gene Ontology annotation, molecular function: protein binding. Bases 1 to 1983 code for a protein of 660 amino acids. Gene Ontology annotation, biological process: regulation of actin filament polymerization.
AUGCACGAGCCUGGCAGCCAGCGCAGCAUGGCCUCGUACGGGGCAUCCCUCCCCGACUCGGUCCCUCUCGUCCACCAGCGUGCACAGACGCACCUCGCCCUCCUUCCCUCGUUCUCGACCUUCCUGCGCGACCUCACCCAGCUCGAGCGCGACUUCAGCGCAAAGGCGUCGGCCCACAUCGGCUCGUUCCGCCUCGCCAUCGCUCGCUCGUCCCACGAGCGCGGCGGCGAUUCGGCCAGCCUCGAGACGGCUCUCGGCGGCGUACUCGAGCAGUGCGACUUGCAGGCGCGCGAGGUCGGCGAGUGCGCAGAGCGCGUCCAGCGCGAGGUGAGCGCCAAGUUGGACGAGGUGGGGCGCAGGAUGGGCGACGUCGGCAAGAAGCACCACGCGUUCUACGGCAAGCUCAUGUCGCAGCGCGACAAGGCGUACGAGACGCGCGACCGCUCCCGGUCGGCCUACUUCUCGGCGUGCGACUCGCUCGAGUCGGCCCGGCAGAAGAAGGCCGGCGCCAAGGAGGGCCGCGACACGGACAAGGCGCAGCGCGCGUACGACUCGGCGUACGAGACGAUGCUCCUCGCCAAGGACCAGUACCUGCUCGACCUCGACUCGGCCAACGUCGCCAAGCAGCGCGUGUACGAGGUGCACCUCCCGAGCCUGCACGACGACUUCCAGCUCCUCGAGGCAAGCGCCGUCCGCCAGCUCGAGGCGCUCCUCGCGCGCAUGGUCACGCUCCACCACGAGUCGGGCGAGCGCACGCGCGCGUGCGUCCAGAAGGCCCAGGACGCGCUCCAGCUCGUCGACGUCGACGCCGACCAGCAGGCGUUCGUCGACGCCCACACGCGCACGCUCUCGGCCGCGUACGAGCACCCGCCCGACCUCGUCUUCGAGGAGAGCCCUGUGUGGCACGACACGGACGAGUUCGACACGUCGCCGACCGCGCAAACGUACCUGCAGAACGUCAAGGCCAAGGCCGAGACGCGCCUCGCCGAGGUCGCGCCCGCCAUCGAGAGCAAGAAGCGCGAGGUGUCGGGCCUCAAGAACCUCGUCGACGCUUACAGCCGAGAUGCGGCGCUUGGUGAUACGGUCGGCGUCGUCGAGAACCUGUUCAACGUGUCGCACGAGACGACGCUCCUCGAGCUGCAGCAGUCCGAGCUGCGGGCCUCGGUCGAGCUCAUCGACGAGACUCUCGGCGACUCGGCCUCGACCGGCUUGCGCCCGCACGACUUCAAGCCCUCGUCGUUCGUGACGCCCUCGACGUGCGCCGUGUGUGAGUCGAGCGUCUGGGGCAAGGGCCUGUCGUGCAAGAAGUGCUCGAUGGCGGUGCACGCCAAGUGCGAGCUCAAGGUUCCUGCGGGAUGCGCAGCUCGCCCGGGUGCAGGCGUGGUGCGCGCCAAGUCGAAGAAGGCGGGCGCGGCGGCUGGAGCAGGUGGAGCAGCAGGGUCGAGCACGACGAGCCUCGCGCGCACGACAAGCUCCGCAUCGGGUUCCUCGUCCCUCCCGCCGAGGCGAGCUGUCCCUCCUCCUGGCUCGAACGCCUCGCCAUCAGCCUCCUCGCGCACCUCUUCCUCCGCAACACUUCAACACGCCACCGUCCUGUACCCGUACGCCGCCUCGUCGUCGUACGAGCUCACGCUCGACGCCGCCGACGUCGGCUCGUCGCUCGAGGUGGUGGAGCCCGAGGACGGCAACGGGUGGGUCAAGGUCCGGGUGCCGCAGGACGGCAGGGUCGGGCUCGUACCUGGGAGCUACGUCGAGAUCGGUGCGGCGGCGGCGGGAGGAGGAGCGGCAGCAGGAGGGUCUGGUCCGGGAACAGUCACGGCGCUGUACGACUAUGCGCCACAGACGGCCGACGAGCUCGCGCUCGAGGAGGGCGAGCAGCUCUCGCUCACGGCGACGGGCUUUGCCGCCGCUGAGGGAUGGGCAGAGGUCUCGAAGGACGGCAGGACCGGCCUCGUGCCCGCAGCCUAUAUCCAGGCGGCCUGAACGCGCUCUCGACCUUUCCUCGCCACCUCGUCCGACCGCAAUGCAGACACUAUACUCUCCCUCUC